Parathielavia appendiculata is the source of this 1734-nucleotide messenger RNA. RefSeq lists its product as uncharacterized. Bases 1 to 1542 code for a protein of 513 amino acids. The transcript has 2 exons. The record is from RefSeq and is a predicted model, not a curated record. NCBI's taxonomy places the organism in Eukaryota, Fungi, Ascomycota, Sordariomycetes, Sordariales, Chaetomiaceae.
AUGGCAUACAGCGGCACCCCGGGCAGCCCUCUGCCCAUUUCCGAGGUCAACUUCGACGACCUACCCGAGAGUUUCCCUGGAUUGGUUUUGACUGGAAACCCAUACCAACGCGGCGUAAAGUACGGUCAAGUGUUUGCCGAGAAGAUCCGGGCCAACAUCUGUCGCCAUUUUGAUCACCCUGAUCUCCCUUCGUUCGACAGUUGCGAGUGGAUCAUCAGAGAAGUGUACAUACCGGGCCUGGUGCACCACUGGCCGAGAGGAUGGAACGAGCUCCUCGGCAUGGCCCAAGGCUGCGAAAUGGACGUGGAGCACCUGGUAUAUCUCAACGCGCGAGACGACCUCGCUGCCAUCAGAUACAUCCUCGAGCCCCCGGUCCAGCGUCCAUACGUUCCGCUCCGGCCUUCGCACGCCAUCGAGAGCACCAGCGCCUUCUUCUCACAGAACAAAACUCUAGGCCGCACUGGCCCGAUUCUUGCGCAUUCCUGGAGCGAGAGGAAGCGGAUCCACGACGGCGACGACUUCAUGGUUCUGCUCGAGAUACAGUACCUACCGGACGAGCAGGUCAAGAACAUGGUCAUCCUAGUCGAGGCCGGCAUGAUCAGCGGGAGCGGCAUGAACUCCCUGGGCGUCGCCGUGACGGGCAACCCCCUCUUCUCCACCGAGGACUAUCUCCCCAGCUGGGGCACCAACGAGAAGUACUUUCCCGUGACGUGUGUCGAGCGCUUUCUCCUCGAGUGGGCUAGCGUUAAGGACGUCGAGGACAUCCUGACAAAACUAGACACACAUGCUUCGAAGCACAUCCUCAUCGCCAAUGAAGACGGUGAUUCAGCGUCCCUGGAGCUGGGCCCUUUGACAUCCAAGGAGCUGGAUACCUACAAACCCAUCUUUGCGCACGACGGCGACUUUGGCAACGACGCGAAACUGCACACGAACCACUUCUGCUCGUGGGCCUACUGGCAACACCGCCGCGGGCUCCUUUGUCGGUACCGAGGACAACCAAGCCCGUCCCGGCUGCACAGCCUUGGCCAGCUCAUUAAGGAAAACGGCCAUUGCAAGAUGUCGGCGCGGCAGAUCAAGUUCCUAUUCUCGGACCACGAGCGCCAUCCCAACAGCAUCUGUCAGCAUGGGGCCGACAAUGACGACGACCUCAACAACAAGACGGUGGCCUUAGUCAUGUACCACACCAGCCGGCGGGUCGUCUCACUGUGCAAGGGCCCGCCGUGUCGGGCCACCAUGAUGGUGCACUUCGCCAUCCGGGAGGGUGCCGCCGUCCCCGCUAGUGGGGAUAGUGACCUGUGCGAAGCGGACAAGAAGAUAGUGAAGGAUAUGGCGGCGGCGUUGGCGGCCGUGGACGUGGAAGUGGACAUGCUAAGCCAGAAGCUUGCGGCCAAGCGGCGGCGGCGCAAUAUAUUUGACAGCAUCGCCGACUUCAAGAAGAGACGCCGGAUCAGCAACAACACCCCUGCGACAGAUGCUGUCGAAAACGAGAGACGCCGGCUCAACAAAACCCCGGCGAGCGACGUCGCCCAGGACGACAUCUAGUUGAAGCCGUGGGUGCGUCGAGUUCCGUCCAUGUCGUCCCCGGCGCCGAGACGGAAGGGUACAUUUGGUGGUGGUGGCGGCGGUGGUGGCAAAGAGAGCGGUGCGGUUACUAGUAUGCAUAAGACACCGUCGAGUUUCUCGGGCAUGUCACCUUCCUCAACACCCAGACUGCUGCGGAUGACGAUGAGCGAG